AUGAAUCCCUCCACUGACCAAGCUUCAAUCGCCGUCGACGAACUAGCUCCGCCGUCUCAACCGCAUCGCUUAUCAACAUCUUGCGACCUCCACCCAGACGAGCGCUUCUCCGGUUUCUGUCCUUCUUGUCUCUGCGAACGCCUCUCCGUCUUAGAUCACACCAGCGCUGCCCCGCCUCCGUCGUCUUCUUCCCGGAAACCUCCCAACAUUUCCGCCUCGACUUUAAAAGCCCUCUUCAAGCCCUCCUCUAGUAGUAACAACAACAACGCAAACGGCAGAGUCCGACCCGGUUUCUUCCCGGAGCUCCGGCGUACAAAAUCGUUCUCUGCUAAGAACAACGAAGGAUUCUCCGGCGGAUUUGAGCCUCAGAGACGGUCUUGUGACGUGAGGCUUCGUGACGAACAUAGAAACAUUCCCACUAGAGAAGCUCCCACCGUCGUCGUCUCCGGCGCAAUAAUUGGGAGACAUACACAGUCGGAGAUUGCCGAUUACGGAUAUGGCCGGAGAUCAAGCGACACUGACCCAAGAUUCUCACUUGACGCCGGGAGAUUCUCAGUUGAUAUCGGUCGGAUUUCGCUCGACGAUUCUCGUUUCGACGAGCCAAGAGCGUCGUGGGAUGGGCACUUAACCGGCAAGCCGGCGACUAGGAUUCCUCCGCCGAAAUCAAUGUUAUCAGCCGUGGAAAACGCGCCGGUGAAUCGGUCAGAUCCGAUUAACGGUGAAUCCGACCCGAUUAUCAUCAUCCCAGGCGGAUCGACUCAGACACGAGACUACUACACGGAACAUCCACCGUCGCGGAGGAGGAAGAGCGUCGACAGAUCAAAUUCGAUUAAAAAAACGGAGAUCGAAGAAUUCAAAUCGGUGUCGAAUUCGAAGGUUUCUCCGGCGAUAACGGAGAGAGACGAUUACUCCAUUGAAACAGGGGAGAAUAAGAAAUCGAGACGAUGGGGGAAAUGGAGCAUUUUAGGGUUUAUAUACAGAAAAGGUGUUAACAAAGAGGCCGAUGAAGAAGAUAUGUAUAGUAGAUCGAAUAGCACCGGAAUGGUGGAGAGAUCGUUAUCGGAAUCAUGGCCGGAGAUGAGGAACGAACCGAAGAUGAGGAGGAGUAAUAGUAAUGUGAGCUGGAGGAGCUCCGGCGGAGGAUCGUCGAGGAAUAACGGAAUGUUGAGACGGCGGCUAGAGCUAAUAGUCACGGCCACUCUAUAG
Arabis nemorensis is the source of this 1206-nucleotide messenger RNA. The record is from the annotation of a GenBank genome assembly. NCBI's taxonomy places the organism in Eukaryota, Viridiplantae, Streptophyta, Magnoliopsida, Brassicales, Brassicaceae.